Messenger RNA from Tetrahymena thermophila SB210, 2118 nucleotides. RefSeq lists its product as hypothetical. Lineage: Eukaryota; Ciliophora; Oligohymenophorea; Hymenostomatida; Tetrahymenidae. The record is from RefSeq and is a predicted model, not a curated record. The transcript has 2 exons.
AUGUAGGUAGAAUAACAUGAUGAUUAAAAGACCAUUGCAUAGUAUCGUGAGGAGCACUCCAAUAAUUUUCGCAACGAGUUAAGGAAUAAGUUCAUUUAAAAGUCUCGUGAGAAACACUUGAAUAGAAACAACAUUAGCUUUCAAAACAACGAUUUAAACAACUACAACAACGCAAAUAAUUAAUAUUCUUAGAUUCCAUAGUAGCAGUAGCAAUAGCUUUUUUCAAAUUUUUUAGUUGACCAAAAUAAUAUCUUUCAGAAUGCGUUUGAAUCUCAGAGACAAUAAAACCAAAAUUUGUCUAACUUAUUUGGCUAAUGCUAAAACGCAGAUUACAUGAAAAUGGGAUAAGAUGUCAUUAUUGAAGAAGGAAAUAGCUCAAAUAAUGGACAAAUUAUUUAAAGCAUAGAUUUCUCUUAAUAAAAUAGAAAUAAUUAGUAUUUGAAUGAAGUAAAUAAGUUUCAUAACGAGAGCAACCAAUCCAUUUAGUAUCUCAAUUUUUAAGGAAGUGUGCAAGCUUUGCUAAACAACAACGAUGCAAACUUAAAAGUAGCGAUAAUGCAGCAUAUCACUGAUUUGAUUGAAAAUAAUCUACAAGAUCUGAUGGACUUCUCCUAUAUUUUGCAGAGUCAUUGUUAUCUGUUGGAUAUUGUAAAACAAUACAUCGAACAUAACUAAAAGCAAGUAAAUUUAUAGAUAAAUAAAAUGGAAACGCAGCAAUACAACUGUAGCAGUAGCAACCAUUCUAAAAACAAUAUUUUAAUUUGCAAAGAAAGCGGAAGCAGUAGCAGUAAUACUGCCAGCUUGCAUGAGUUAGAAUAAAUAGAUUCAAAUGGUGAAAGCAGCAAAAUUAUUUGGGCUAUUAACUUAAUCAGUCUUAUUGCGUAUACGAAAUAAGAAAGCGUCAACAUGCUAAUCAAGAAGGGAUUUGUUGAUUUGUUUAUGAACAUUUUUACCGAAUAAAACUAAAACAUUAAAAUUGCAGAAAAAAUAAUAUCAUUUUUUGCUAAUGUAAUUUCUGUUGAUGAAGUAAUGAAAACGUACAUUUUGACUAAUAUCCCGAUCAAACUAUUCCUUUUCUUUUUUAUAAACAACGAGUACCAUCAUCCUUCUUUUCUUGAUUUUCACCAAAUUCUCUCCCUCUUUUUAAAUAAGUGCUACUUGUAGUCUGAUUACAUGAAUUUAAAUAGCAGUAAUUAAGAUAAACCAAACAGUAACGGAGUUAAUAGCAAAAAUGACAACGAAAACUAAAAUUCAUAGGAAGGCCACAUUUUGCAAACACUAAAUUUUAUAUUUAAUUCUGUAACAAAAGAUUUCCUAGAAGCUUUACAAAAUUUUAUAAACGACACUUAAGUUUCAAUAAAUUUGUCAGAAAUUUUGACUUAUAUUUGUUCUAAUAUACUCAAAACAUAUCCUUUUGAGAUGAUAAAAUAGCAUAUUAAUGAAAUCAAGCAACUAAUUUAAUUAUAAAUAAAAAGUGGAAUAAAACCUCUUUAAAUCCAAUCAAUUAAAUUAAUGAUAAAGAUAUUUCAGAUACCUCACUUGCUUCAAGAAUUUGAUGAUGAGGCUAAAAACUUUAUGGUUCAAACGUUAAAAGACUCUAUGAGCUCUGAAUUCAAGCAAAUAAGGAUUAACUCAAUGACUGCAAUAAUAAGUCUUCUAUAAAAUAUUCAAGAUGACAAUUAAUAUACUCACAUUAUACAAUACCUUUACAUUAAUAUCUUUAAUCUUUUCGAAAAUGAUCAUUAAUAAAUAAAAACAAUAUGUUUAAACUUCUUUUAGAGUCUCAUUAACCACUGUGCAAAUAGUUAAAAUGUUACAAUAGAUUGGAAGCUUAAAAUGGGAGAUUAAAUCUUAGUCAGUUUGAUUUCCUAACUCAGAAAAUGCAGUGUUUCAGUAUCCAACAUAGACUUUAUUUCUUAAAUUCUUAACUUACUCUAGUAAAUAAUAUCUAUCUUAAACAGCAACAUCUUCAAAUAUAAAUUCCAGCUUGAUUAUUUGUAACAAAGUGGCUUGCUAGAAGCUCUUAAAAUCCUCCAACAGCAAGAUAUUUCUUUUGAAAUUAAAAAUUAAUCCUUCAUGAUACUUUAAUAAUUUUACAAUGUAUAAAAUCAAAAAUGA